Molecule: messenger RNA, 813 nt
Organism: Talaromyces stipitatus ATCC 10500
Lineage: Eukaryota; Fungi; Ascomycota; Eurotiomycetes; Eurotiales; Trichocomaceae
Exons: 4
Coding region: 1-813 (270 amino acids)
Biological process (GO): nucleoside metabolic process
Molecular function (GO): catalytic activity
Source: RefSeq, a predicted model, not a curated record
AUGGAACCACAACCCCAAAAAGAGACAUCGUCGCUACAACCUCACGCGUCCAUCGUGAGGGUAGCUGCGAAAGCUCUAGUUGACAAGAAUAUCCCUGUGGUGGAGUACGGGCAGCAGGUACAGUGGCGCCGUGGAGACCCUGUGGCUCUUCUAAUGGGGAAACACAAUGUGGUGAUCAUUCGGCUGCCGAAGGGGGAGUAUGGUAUAGCCGCCGCGGCCAGUUCUGCGGGAGAUAUGGUACGCACCUUUCCCAAUAUCAGGAUUGGCCUUAUGCUCAGCGAUAUUGUGGUUAGUGCACCUCACAAUGAAAAGGGUGGUUUGUUUCAGUAUGACUUUGGGAAAACUAUACAAGACCAGGAAUUUCGGUCCACAGGGUUCCUAGAUCAACCUCCUGGUCUGCUUCGUGCCGCAAUGGGUGACAUUGAAGCUAAGAGUUGUGAAGCAGUGUGUGGAGAUGAUGAAUCGAAGUUGAUCGUACGGCCUGACCGAAACGAUGAAGAGGACAACCUAGCGAUUCAUUAUGGCUUGAUUGCAUCUGCGAACCAGCUGAUGAAGGAUGCCUUGGUCCGAGACAGGCUUUUUGCUGAGAAGGAUGUUCUCUGCUUCGAAAUGGAAGCUGCAGGUCUGAUGAAUCAUUUCCCCUGUGUUGUUACACGGGGUAUCUGUGACUACUCCGACUCGCACAAGAAUAAAGAAUGGCAAGGAUAUGCGGCAAUGGCUGCGGCUGCCUAUACUAAAGACCUCCUCUCUCACAUUCCGCCAAAUAAGGUUGAAGUGGAGAAGAAGAUCAGUGGCAUACUUUUUGUUGGUUAG